Phragmites australis (common reed) is the source of this 3552-nucleotide messenger RNA. Its product is annotated as receptor-like protein kinase 5. The record is from RefSeq and is a predicted model, not a curated record. Gene Ontology annotation, biological process: protein phosphorylation. The transcript is spliced from 2 exons. Bases 429 to 3458 code for a protein of 1009 amino acids. NCBI's taxonomy places the organism in Eukaryota, Viridiplantae, Streptophyta, Magnoliopsida, Poales, Poaceae. Gene Ontology annotation, molecular function: protein binding; protein kinase activity; ATP binding.
GCAGAUAUGAAAAGAGAUGCGCUGGUCCUUACUUCCAUGAAAUUAAAUUGCCACAUUUCAUCAUCAUCAAUAAAAUUCGGAUGGCAUAAUCAGUACAAUAGUGCGAGGGCAAGUCUUCGUAGUCGUUUCGUAGAAAAUCGUUCUUAGCUAUACACGUUUCCCUGUCUUUUCGUAGAAAAUCGUUCUUAGCUAUGCACGUUUCUCAGGAGGACGGCGGGAGACUUGACCGAUGACCCGUAUGAGUGGCUGGCGUUUCAUCCUUUGUCCAGGCGGAGCUUACACGGUAAACCCAACUAACUAGCUAAGUCCACGGUCCACUAUCCCCGCCGCAAAAAAAAAGGUCCAGGGUCCACUGCUUAUUACACUCGUCUACAAGCGUGUAAAUCUCAAGUCCGAAGCAAGUAUUGUACAAGCUUCUGCUUCUCACAAUGGCCAAACCAAGCUUUCUCGUCCUCCUCCUCAUCCCCCUCUUGCUCGCUUCCAAUUCCGACUCGGCACGGCCGAACGACGGCGAGCUCCGAGCUCUCUUGACUGUCAAGCAAGAUUGGGGCAACCCUGCUGCACUUAGCUCAUGGAAGAACCACAGUAGAGGAAACUCUAACUCCACUGCCUCCGCUUCUUUCACUUACUGUAAAUGGGCUGGGGUUACUUGCAACAAUGGCCAAGUGACCGCCCUAUCCUUCCAGAAUUUCCAUAUAGCAAAUCCAAUCCCAGCUUCCAUUUGCAACCUGAAGAACCUGUCACGCAUAGAUCUUUCCUACAACAACCUCACCGGCGUGUUCCCAUCGGCGCUCUACAACUGCUCGGCUUUGCAGUUCCUCGACCUGUCAAACAAUGAUUUCAUCGGCUCCCUCCCGGCUCACAUCAGCAAACUGUCGUCAGAUAUGGAGCAUCUCAACCUCUCGAGCAAUAGUUUCGUCGGCAAUGUUCCGUCGGCUAUCUCAAGUUUUCCGAAGCUCAAGUCAUUAGUUCUUGACACUAAUAGCUUCGAUGGGAGCUAUCCUGGGGCGGCCAUCGGCAACCUCGUCGAGCUUGAGACUCUAACACUGGCAUGCAACCCGUUUGCCCCAGGGUCUAUUCCCGGCGAGUUCAGCAAGUUGAAGAAGUUGAAGACAAUCUGGCUAUCGGGGAUGAACCUGACCGGCGUUAUCCCCGAAGCUCUCUCGGUGCUCAGUGAGCUGACCGUGUUGGCCUUGUAUCAGAACAAGCUUCAUGGUGACAUCCCAGCGUGGGUUUGGAAGCUUCAGAAGCUGCAGUACCUGUACCUAUACGCGAACAACUUCAUCGGCAGGAUUGGGCCGGACGUCACCGCUGUCAGCAUGCUCGAGGUCGACCUGUCCGAAAAUAGGCUCACCGGAACCAUACCGGAGACUAUCGGGAACAUGAAGAAAUUGAGUCUAUUGUUCCUGUACUCCAACAACAUCACCGGGCCUAUCCCGACAAGCAUCGGGCUGCUCCCGAACCUGGUGGACAUCCGGCUAUUUAAUAACAGCCUCUCCGGCCCCCUUCCGCCCGAGCUCGGGAAGCACUCGCCACUCGGGAACCUAGAAGUUUGCAAUAACUUCCUCACUGGCAAGCUUCCGGAGACUCUCUGCUUCAACAAUAAGCUCUAUGACAUCGUGGUAUUCAACAACAACUUCUCCGGCGAGUUCCCAGUGAAUCUCGGGGAGUGCAACACACUAAACAACAUCAUGGCAUACAAUAACAAUUUCACCGGCGAGUUUCCGGAGAAGGUAUGGUCCAAGUUCCCCAACCUGACAAACGUCAUGAUACAGAACAAUAACUUCACUGGCAUUCUACCAAAUGAGCUGUCCUCUAACAUCUCAGGGAUUGAGAUAGGGAACAAUAGAUUCUCUGGCGCCAUACCAGCAUCUGCAACAGGCCUACAUGUGUUCACCGCAGAGAACAAUUGGUUCUCCCAUGGGCUACCGAUGGACAUGACCAAGUUCACCAAACUCACCGAGCUGUCCCUUGCCGGGAACCAAAUUAGUGGCUCCAUACCACAGUCCAUCGUAGCCUUGGAGAGGCUUACUUACCUCAAUCUUAGAAGCAACCAGAUAUCAGGAGUGAUUCCAACAGCUAUCGGGUCGCUUCCGGUGCUCGCCGUCCUAGACCUCUCAAACAACGAGCUCGUGGGCAGGAUACCGGAGGACUUGAAGAACCUCCACCUAUCCUACCUGAAUCUCUCGUCCAAUCAGCUCGCCGGCGAGGUUCCAGCCUCACUACAAAGUGUGGAAUACUACGGCGGCUUCCUUGACAACCGUGGCUUGUGUGCCAGACGGAACUCCGGCCUACCCCUCCCGACGUGCUCUGCAGGCGGAGAUCAUAACUCUAGGAGAAAGAUCGCCCUCUCAGUUUCAAUCUCCAGCGUUGCUCUUGUCGCCUUCGUUGCUAUUGGAUGGCUCAUCCGCCGGCGCAAGAAAGACCAGCGAGAUGUUACAUCGUGGAAGAUGAUACCAUUUCGAACUCUGGAUUUUACCGAGCACGACAUACUCAGCAACAUCAUCGAAGAGAAUGUGAUCGGCAAAGGUGGGUCAGGAAAGGUAUACCGCAUCCAUCUCGGUAGCCAGAAGACAGGGGAAGGCAGCGACGAGGCUGGCCACUCGGUGGUGGCCGUGAAGAAGAUCGGGAACGCCGGGAAGCCAGACACAAACCUUGACAAGGAGUUUGAAGCGGAGGUGAGGUCACUAGGCGGUCUCCGUCACGGCAAUAUCAUCAAUCUUCUCUGCUGCAUCUCCGGAGAGGACACGAAGCUGCUCAUCUAUGAGUACAUGGAGAACGGGAGCCUGGACCGGUGGCUGCACCGGCGCCGCAAGCGCGCCCGCGCAUCGGGGCCACUGGACUGGCCAACGAGGCUGAGCAUCGCCAUCGACGUCGCGAGAGGCCUCAGCUACAUGCACCAUGACUUCACGAGGCCGGUCAUCCACCGCGACGUCAAGUCCAGCAACAUCUUGCUCGACUGCGGGUUCAGAGCCAAGAUCGCCGACUUCGGGCUUGCUCGGAUCCUUGCCAAGACCGGCGAAUCCGAGUCGGCGUCGGCUGUCUGCGGGACAUUCGGUUACAUUGCUCCAGAGUACGUGUACAGGGCAAAGGUGAGCGAGAAGGUGGACGUCUAUAGCUUCGGCGUGGUGCUGCUGGAGCUCGCCACUGGACGGGGGCCGCAGGACGGCGGCACGGAGUCCGGCAGCUGUCUGGCGAAAUGGGCGUCGAAGCGCUACAAGAACGGCGGCCUGUGUGUCGACUUGGUCGACGGUGAAAUUCAGGAUCCGGCCUACCUGGACGACAUGGUGGCCGUGCUCCAGCUCGGGUUGAUUUGCACCAGCGAGGAUCCGUCGUCCAGGCCGCCGAUGAGCGAGGUCCUCCACCAGCUCCGUCAGUGUGGUCGGAAUCGGAUGUCCAGCGACGAAGACGCUGCCAAAGACGUGCGUGGCGUUGAUUCUUUGGAGUAUACGGUUUGACGUGGCCUUCUGAGAUGUCAGUCAGCACUUGCAGCGCAAUCCACUAUGUAGCUGUAAUACUGAAUUUUUUUAGAAAAAAGAAAGAGAUAGAGUU